Molecule: messenger RNA, 4584 nt
Organism: Parnassius mnemosyne (clouded apollo)
Lineage: Eukaryota; Metazoa; Arthropoda; Insecta; Lepidoptera; Papilionidae
Source: the annotation of a GenBank genome assembly
AUGACAAGUGUUUUAAAAAAAUCAAGAGGUACAAAAGGAAAAUCAGAAUCCAUGCAAGAAGAUUUGCCUUCGAGAUGGGGGAACGUGUCCAGUGGGCACAAGUCCGAAGAUGGUGCAAAGCUGAUGAAGUACAUCGAUGAUAAUAUCAUUGGAAAAGGAAAUUCUUUUUGCGGUCCUUUCGGACGGAGAAAAGUUGUAUACUGCGACUACAACGGCUCCGGGCGAUCGCUGCAGUGGAUUGAGGAUUACAUAGUCCGGGAUGUGUUGCCGACGCAUGCGGCGAGGUGCACCGCGCACACCUACACGUCAGGGCAAAGUGAAAUUUAUAGGUCAGAGUCAAAAGCGAUAAUAGGUAACGCGAUUGGUGCUAGUUCGGACGAUGUCAUCGUGUUUGGAGCGUCGUUACCCAGGUUCCUUGGUGUGCUGCGGCCGCAGAGGGUGGCUCUGUUUGUAUCCUCGAGGGAGACGGAGAGACAGUUGGCGCCUUGGAGGGAGUUUAAUACUGAGAUAAUCAAGAUCCCGGAAUCGAAGGAGGGGUUCAUAGACUUGAAUAAUCUAGAGCUAAGACUGCAAGAAUAUUCUGGAACUGGAAAGCGUAUGAUUGGGUUUUUCCCAGCCGCCUCAAAAUUAACUGGAGUUUUUGCAGAUGAUGUAGCUACAACUCUGCUACUUCAUCAAUACGGAGCGUGGUCUUUUUGGGACUACACCCUCGUUGCUCCCACUUCGAAUGUUGAUAUGAAUCCCACCUUUCUUGGUGUCGAAGAAGGCAUGGUGAGGAAAGACGCACUGUUCUUUAAUUGCGAGAAAUUUAUUGGCGGUGUUCAAGGACCGUAUGUUGCGGUGGUCAAGAAGGAUGUAUUCAAGAAUUCACCAUUGUAUUCGGAUGAUGUUGAGGUGUUAUCGGAGAGAAUCGAGGAGUAUAGAUGUGCGGAGGCAGUGCGCGCCGCGAUAGUAAUGCAGCUGCGAGACGCCGUAGGACUACAGAAUAUUAGAGAGAGGCAGGACAAUAUUACCAGACAAGUUUUAUCUCACAUAAAGAAUAUCCCGGAGUUAAUACUGCUAGGAAGCGCAUCGCCAACAGUCCGAAGGCUACCGAUCUUCUCACUCAUGGUGAAACAUCCACGGGGCACUUUUCUUCACCAUAAAUUCGUCUGCGCGGUUCUGAAUGACGUGUUCGGGAUUCAGGCUAGAGGUGGCCUCACCACUGACCUCAACUACGGCUCUGAUGUGUUAGGAAUUGACAAUCAACUCCUUAAGGAAUAUGAGAAGCUGUUAGAUGUUGAAGCGCAAAAAGAAGUUGCACGAGUUCGCAAAUUGAGCGCUGUGAAAGCACCAGAUGUACCAAUACAUAAUGAGCACAUGAGACCAGGCUUCUGCAGGGUGUCUUUGCCCUUCUUUAUGUCUGACAAUGAACUGGCCUUCGUUUUAGAAGCAUUGAAAAUGGUCGCCACUGAAGGUUGGAAGAUCCUGCCUCAGUACGUAGUUAAUACCGAAACAGGGCAGUGGAGACAUCACACCUGCUCUAUGCUUCGCGAUAGAAAAUCCUUAUAUUCAUUAAAAUUCAUUGACGGACAAAUGACAGCUUGCGAGCGAAGGAUAUCUGGUCCCGGAAUUUUUCCACAAACUUUUACUGAAUGCUUACAAACAGCAAGAAAUCUAUUCAACAGAGCCAGGAAACUGGCAAUGAAAUGUUCAACAAUUGAGCCUGAAGUUGGAUUCAAUCCGCGAAUAGACUAUCUAAGAUGGUUUAUGCUGCCUAAAGAAGCCCACGAUCUGCUGCUAGGUCGAUCUGCGAACGUAAAGCAUAUUGUACCUUUCGAUCCAUCUGGAUAUACAGGAGCAAGAAAGAGCUUAAACUUUUGCAGGUCAUCAGCGACUUCUUCUCCUAUUUUCGGAUCAUCUUCAAGACAUUUCAGCCUCUCAGCUAUAGAAGACUGCCCAAUUUUUCGAUCCAAGCAAAAACAAAAGUUCUAUUCCAGAGAGUCAAGCUUGAAAGAGACGUCAAAAGAACAAGUCGUCAAAGCAACACAUCCAGUAAAAUUCGCAUUGGGUGAAUCUGUGUCACCACUACGAAUGGUUCGUCAGUCAUUUAAACCUAUGAUGGGUAGAUCUAGAUGCUAUAGUUUGGGUUCAGAUAGUCCACCAGUCCUAUUAAGCGCACAAACACAAAUGAAUCUGGGUCUCAAGGAAACAAGUCCUAGUAACGAGAGUAAGGCGAACGGUUUUUGUAACUGUAGCAGCCAAACAGACCUCCAAUCAUUGGAUGAUCCAAUGAUGUCUCCUGAAAAGGUAUUCCCGUAUAGCGCUCAAAGUAGUACCUCUAUCUCCGACUGCAGCCAGACGGGUCGUUUUUCACCAACUACUUCCAUAACAUCGCAAACAUCAGAAGAUAUACAAGCAUACGUCAAGGAGAUGACUAGAGAACUGGCUACUGAAAUCAAAUCAGAAAUCAGGGGAGUUAUUUCUAAAGUCGAUGAUAUACUUGACAAUUCUGAUUCCAUAGAACAAUCAAAUCUCAGUAUGAACUCAGUAUCUAGUCAGAGUGAUAAGAAUUCUGUAUCCAUCAUAGAUGUAGCUGAAUAUUUAAUGGGAGUGUCAAGGGAAAUGGCUUCGGAAGUAAAACAUGAAAUCCGAGAAAUGGUUAAUCAGGUUGACGAAAUGAUUUCACCGGAUUAUGCUAGUUUAUGUUCGAGAAGAAUUUCUCCUCCUCAAGUAGGAAGACGAAGAAUAGGGUCAGGCCCGGAACUAGGUCUAGAUUUACAAAAAUCAACACAGAGCCUAAGGAAGUGCACUACUAGCCCAAUACUUCCAUCCCACAUUACCCAUGGCGAUGAAAGCAAUUUCGAAAAGAAAUCUCCAAGUAUACAGUCUCCUAAAUCAGCUCAUGGUACACCUUCACAUGAGGCAUCUGGACUGAACAACAUCUCCUUCACCUCGAGUGAAACUUCCACGCCAGAUACAAUUAUUCAAGUGGUGACCACAGCUCAAGACUCCCCGGUUCUACCAAAAUCUUCAAGUUCAAACAAACUCUCUGAUGACGAAACCAGCUGCGCAGAUGUAACGUGCGGAGCCUGUUGUAUAAAGAAGACUUGGUGCCAAAAUCCUUCCAUCAGCUCGCAAGAUAGCGGCAUCAAUAUGACCUUCACUGAAACAGACUCUUAUUUAGAUUUUGUAAAAUGGCGGACAUCGUCCGACCCGACGACAAAUAAAUUAAAGAAAUUGCAAGGAAGACUAAGAAUGUGCAAACACGAAAAGAGCGAAGUGCCAGACAUCAUAGAGGGAGUGCCGGUUGGUGAUCACGCGAGAACUGACUCGGGGUGUACCGAAGCAACAGGCAACGCUGGUAGAGUUGCUUUCCAAAUAUCAGAUGAAGGAGAAAGGCAGAAUGUAACUACAUCAGCGACUGAUUCAAAACGAUCGAGCAGAUCGUCGAACGCAUCCUCCAGCUGUUCGGACCGCAGUUCCAGGUCCAGCGGUUAUGGCACUGACAUUCACAGAACCUCACAAGAGGAAAACUUUUAUGAUAGGAGUGAGUCGGAUUGCCGGCACAUGGCCGAGUGCUGGUGGGAGGAGACGGAGUGCGACGACAGCAGCGCCUGUAGCGACGCCUCGCUCACCGACUUCACUGUGGACGACGAGGGCAAGUGGCACUGCCCACCUAAACAUGUCUGGAAAGCCACCGUCGAGGCUGUACAUGAGUACAACAUGAUCCGUCCCGGAGACAAGGUGCUGGUGUGCCUGUCUGGUGGACGGGACUCCAUAGCGCUGUUGCACUCAAUGCACCAGUACCAGUUCUACGCGCGGGCGAAAGGAAUACACUUCAGUAUUGGAGCGCUAUUUGUACACGAGCCUCAGUCAGAUGUGGACCCUCUGCACUUGAUGGCAUACUGCAGAACACUGGGAGUUAAGUUCAUCUAUCAAGACAAACUGGAAGACGACGAAACUUUAAGGCGUAGUGUCAGUAAAUGUUCGGAUCUGCACCGCUGGGCGUCUCAUGCUGUAAGGCAGCGGGUCUACGCUGCUGCUGCGGCUCAUGGCUACGGCGUAGCAGCUGUAGCGCAGUGCCUGGAUGACGCGGCCGCAACCUUCGUCGCCGCCGCUCUCUACGGCGCCGCGCUACGAACUAUUCGUGCACAUUAUCGAAUUCGGGACCAAAACAUUCGUAUCAUCAGGCCGUUUAUUUACGUGCGAGCGCGAUCGCUCGAAGCUUUUGGAUGCUCUCGAGGCUUGCCGGAUUUCACCAGUUCAGAGAUGCACAAGUGUUCCCCGCCCGCCAGCCCUGCGUGCAGUGAAAUGAGUUCUGGAGACAGUAGUAAAGCAGUGGGUGAACGUGAACAGACGAGUGUAGAACUAUCCGCUGUGGAGGCACUACGUUCGGCGCGCGAGCUUCUCGCCGCACAGGAACGAGUUCACUCGCACUUGUACACAAGUUUGAAGUCCGCCUUGCAACCACUCAUCAGUGCCAGAAACCUCCAUCGAGAUGUUAAUGAACGCAGGCACAGAAAGAAGUCUGUGAUUCAAAUGAAAAAUGGCGCUCCCGUAUAUGACUCCGAUGAAGGAACUGAAGAAGAGCCAGUGCCAUAG